UAGUCUACGUUUGGGUGGGAACGUGCUGCAUUUACCUACUAAGUACAUACCUACAUACGUAAGCUAAUCCGCCGGGGUCGGGAUUCUAGAUUGGUGGCUCUUGGCUCUCGGGGUCCCCUGCCAGGCUCGAAACCGUUCUCUUUGUCUGGCCGAUGUUGUUGGGUGUUGAGUAGGCUAGGUGUUGAGUAGGCUACCUCGGAGGAGUCUACAGAACAAGAAAGGAGUUGCGUAUGCCUACGUACUUCCUACCUACAUGCGACACACAGAUUCACACAUUGGCUUGGUCCUCUUCCUCGCCACCCGGAGCGGGCGGGACCCUGCAGGGCGGUAUAGGAGGAGGCUUAACCUGUGUAUACUCAAUAUGUACGCAUCGAUUACCGUGAAGUGGCAAGUCGCGGAGCUGCAAGCCGCGAGCCUCAUCACGAACAGCCACUCUCCGUGUCUUCGCCCUGUCGCCUCCGAGGCCCGACCAAUGAGCGAGGUGCUAUAUCGCAACCACCUUCUCUUCCUCCAUCUCCCGAUUCGCGACCCUGGUCCCUCCUCCGUCCCCUUUUCAAACCGACGGUGGGGAUACAAACAACAACAACAACCCUCUCCCUCUCCCUCUCAGGGUUCUAGAAGGCCGAAGCAAACUAGCUGGCGAGCGACGAGCGGGCCCUCACCGAGGGCACGGGCGGGACGAGCGACACGCACCGAGAGAGGGCUGCGUGGGAACGGCGCUACGGCCGACGGUCGAACGCCAAUUCUGCAGCAAGCAGACGUACCUAGUCCAUGUCACCGCAUUGUUGAGCUGGCGGGCUCGCGGCAGGCAGACGGCGAGCGCGGUGGCUCUAGCGUAUGCUGGGAGCAUUAGGUAGGUUAGGUAGGUAGGUAUACGCAGAGCAGCGUGGGAGAGGCUGGUCGGAAUUGUGGUCUUCUGGUUUCACUAUUAUUAUUGUUUGGUCAUGGAUUCCCUGGGGCAGAAGAUGGCUUGCCGCGUUCGAGGCGUCUCCGAGCGGGGGCAUGAAGACGUAGGCGCCACCUGGCUAUACCUACCUACCUAGGUAUAGGUAUAUUGACAUGUUAUCGUCGUUAAUACGGUGGAUAGGUAUUCGAGGCAUGAUAGGUAUACCUACCUAUUAUCUGCGCCCGCGACCUACCAAGCACAAGAAUACAUGCUCGUAGGUUGGUCGGUAGGUGGGCAAAUACCUAAUAUGGACUACAACAUGCGUGUAGGUAUUAAUUAAGCUCGUGUCCGACGACGGCCGCCCGCAAUGACGGUACCACGACGGCAUGGCUCUGGCGAGACUGCGAUCGUUGGCCGUCCGGCCGCGCCGUCGGCUUGGCUCAUGUCGCUGUUACUCCAUUCUUAUCUCAUCGUAUCUGGUCUCUCUUCCUUUGGCUAAGGUCCCUCGGGCGACCGACGGGUCCCUAUGAGUAAGUGUGCGUACCCAAGUGCUGGUGAUGUUACAUAGGUAGGUGAUUGACUGGGC
Molecule: messenger RNA, 1472 nt
Organism: Durotheca rogersii
Lineage: Eukaryota; Fungi; Ascomycota; Sordariomycetes; Xylariales; Xylariaceae
Exons: 1
Coding region: 254-853 (199 amino acids)
Source: RefSeq, a predicted model, not a curated record